CAUGUUCUGAAGUGUCGUUGGUAUUAGAAACACCAGAUUCCAUUCAUUCAUGGCCUGGCAGAGUACCUUGUCCUUUGUUGACAGUACAAAAUGGAUGAUACUUUUCUUAAUGUUAAUGUCACAACUGAGGAAUGUCACAGCUUGUCGGGGUCGAUGUUCCGACCAAGGCUGUGAUUCAGACAAGAGGUGCUACGAGUGUGCCGAACAGUGGUACGGUGAGGGCUGUGAUCAGCUUUGUCCAGCAUCUUGUUCUUUAACAUCCGUCAAGAUCAGCGAAUUCGAAUCCAAAAGCGUCAAAUUAUGUGAUAGACUUAAUGGCACAUGCAAGGAACCAUGUGCUGCAGGGAAGAAAGGCUCAAAAUGUGAAGAAGAUUGUAACAGCGGGUGCGAAUCAGGCCAAAUUGGGAUACACAGCGGGAAUUUCUGCAACCGGUACACGGGUGUGUGUGAGUUUGGAUGUAUAACUCAAUAUCAUGGAACAACAUGCGAUCAAAGGUGUAGUGAAGGAUGUAAAUAUCGACAUACAAGCAUAUACGGACACAUACAGAACUGUAGUUCCAUCACGGGUGAAUGUGAAAACGGGUGUAUGCCAGGAUGGUGCGGAAGAAAAUGCACAAACAAAUGUAGCGAACACUGCGUUGUCGAAUUCAGCCAUUAUUACAGCAAAAACAUACGCGAAUGUGAGUGUGAUGGUGAACGUGCUGGACGCUGCAAGAAUGGGUGUGAAGCUGGCUGGUACGGGGACAACUGUGAGUGCAUAGAGAAACUAGCCGGGUGUGACGUAAGAGGAUGUAAUAAAACAACUCGUGACUGUCUGGGCUGUCUGCCAGGGCUGUUUGGAACUAAUUGCAAGGAAUCGUGUUCAACAGGCUGUGUGGGAUGCGAUCGGAUCACGGGAGAAUGUCAGAAUUGUAAGCCUGGAUGGUAUGGAGCCAAGUGUACAUUGUCAUGUAGUUCCGACUGCUUCAACAACACUUGUGAGCAGGAAACCGGAAACUGUCUUCCAUGUCCUGAAGGCUAUUUUGGUCGCUGGUGUAACUUGACAUGCUCCAAAGACUGUGGCACACAGGGAUGCCAGCGUGAUAACGGAACGUGUUACCAAUGUCCCGAUGGGCGGUACGGCACGCGGUGUGAGCAUGCCUGUUCGGAAAAUUGUCAGGGAUCUGGAUGCGACAGAUUUACAGGCGCAUGCAUCUCGUGUCAGGAUGGAUAUACUGGUCUUACAUGUGCAUGUAGGGGCAACUGCAUGAAUGAUGAAUGUCCCGAAUCAAGGUGCGUGUCCUGUCAAACCGGAUUCUAUGACGAUAGUUGUGAUGUAAGGUGUUCAUCGCAUUGUGUCGACGAAGCAUGUGCUCGUUUGACUGGAGAAUGCCUCGCUGGAUGCGAGGAUGGUUGGUACGGUGACAAAUGUGAGUGUGUUGGAUUUUGUGAUACAAGUGGGUGUGAUAAAGAAACUAAGUACUGUUUGGGAUGUCAAUCUGGAUGGCAUGGACUUUAUUGUAAUUCAUCUUGUCCCUCUAAUUGUGGUGAAAAUGGGUGCAACAUGUUCAGUGGACAAUGCCAUUUCUGUAAAGAAGGGUAUUACGGAUCCACGUGUUCAUGUACGGGAGAGUGCGCCCAAUCCGGCUGUUCGUCCGACGGAACUUGUCUAGAAUGCUCUCCUGGAUUUCACGGAAAACAAUGCAGACAGGAAUGUCCUGCAAACUGUUACGAAACCACUUGCGUUCGUGAGAGCGGAGUAUGUAACGAAUGUAAAACAAGAUAUUUUGGAGAAAAAUGUCAGUCGUUUUGUCCCCAACACUGCAGGGAUCAUUCCUGCAUUCAGUCAUCUGGUGAAUGUGAAAACUGUUCUCCAGGUUACUACGGUGUCACGUGUGAGCAGAAAUGUCCUUUGCACUGUCUUGACGAUGAGUGUAACCAGUCGACAGGGAUGUGUAGUAAGGGCUGUAAGCCAGGCCGGUUUGGGGACCAGUGUGUGUGUACAGGGCACUGCGGAGAUAAGGGAUGCAACUUAAAUGGAACGUGUACUGAAUGUGCUGUCGGUUGGUUUGGAAGUGAUUGUUCUGUUGCCUGUCCAUCAAAUUGUGCAGAUACUUGUGGCCGAAUGACCGGGGUGUGUGACGCUUGCAAAGAAGGAUUUUAUAUGGCUAACUGUUCUUCUCGGUGCUCUGAAAACUGUAAUGGCCCUUGUGAAAAAAAUAACGGGACCUGCGCAUCUUGUAAACCAGGCUGGUCUGGUGCGAAGUGCGAGUGCACUGGCUACUGUGACAGAAACGGAUGUAGCAAAGGCGGACGCUGUUUUAAUUGUUUGGGUGGUUACUUUGAAACAAACUGUUUACGACCCUGUUCUCAGUACUGUCUGAACUCGAAGUGUGCCCGACACACCGGUAAUUGUCUAAACUGUCCCAUCGGCAGAUACGGGGAUAAGUGUGAUUGCACAGGUCACUGUGAAAAUGAUUCAUGCUCAUCAGAGGGUCGUUGUUAUAAAUGUGCCAAAAGUUGGUCAGGUCCGAACUGUACCACUAAAUGCCCUCAGAAUUGUGCUGACAACUCGUGUGAUCAGCAUACCGGCACAUGUCUUGGCUGUAAGACAGGUUGGUAUGGUCCCACAUGCGAGUGUUCCGGAAAUUGUGACAAAGCGGGUUGUAACCAGGAAGGAGUAUGUCAUACUUGUAAGACAGGGUUCCAUGACGAACUUUGUUUGUCCAUUUGUCCAACAGUUUGCGGUGACAAAGGAUGCAACCGUCGUAAUCCGCAACAAUGUAACUGUGCAGAAGGCUGGUUCGGUGCCACUUGUGACUGUUCCGGUCACUGUGGUGAGGACGGAUGUAACUCCACAGGCGGGUGUUACAAAUGCGAAGGCGGAUGGAGAGGAGCUCUUUGUACAAAACGUUGUCCGAAACACUGUAACGAAAACAUCUGCAAACGGAAUGGACGGUGUCAUGCAUGUGAGAACGGAUGGUACGGUCCUCGGUGUAAAUGCCGUGGUCAUUGUCAGGUCAAGGACGAAUGUAACAAAUCGACGGGAAUAUGUUCGGAAUGUGCACCUGGAUGGUUCGGAGAACUUUGUGACCAGUCAUGUCCUCGGAAUUGCAGUGGGUCUGGUUGCCAUAGACACAGUGGUAAAUGUUACGGCUGCCAGAAACACUGGUACGGUGAGACAUGCGAGUGUACUGGCCACUGUGAUAAAACUGGCUGUAACAAAGUCACAGGACGAUGUCAUCAAUGCGAAAACGGAUUCUAUGACAAGUUUUGUCUUUCGGCAUGCCCUACAAACUGUGAUGCCUCGGAAUGUAAUAGAACCUCCGGUGAUUGUUUAGUCUGUAAGGCAGAUUGGACAGGGUCAAAGUGCGAGUGUCGAGGUCCAUGUGAUGCUGGUGGAUGUGAUACUACAUCCGCCCGUUGUCACAAUUGCGCACCUGGUUACUUCGGAGAUCACUGCGACGUGCCUUGUGGUGAAAACUGUACGUUGUGUGAUAGACGGUGGGGAAUUUGUCGUGUUUGUACGGACGGAACGUUCGGAUUGAACUGUACAAAAUUUUGUCCAGAGGAAUGCGUCGGUGCAUGUACCUUUACUAACGGUGAUUGCGUACAAUGUGAGAAAGGCAAAAUGGGCAAACAUUGUACUAAAAACUGCAGCAGUAAUUGUUACGAUAAUUUGUGUUCGAUCAAUGGGACCUGCCGGUAUGGCUGUAUCAGCGGCUGGGAUGGUUACAGCUGUGAGUUACAAAAAGAUGAGCAGACGGUCACGUUUGGAAUGUUUUGGAUUGUCGUGGUUGGAGUUGCUUCCCUUAUAGGAGUCGUACUGCUGGUAGUUCUUCUCUCCUGUAUUCUGAAGCGGAAGAGGACGUCUGAUCAAAGUGUUGACUACGCUAACAACGCGUCAAAACCUACAAAACGGAAGCAAAGAAACUGGGGGACGAUCGUACGGCGGACAGACACUCCCAGACCAGGACUCCGCCCAAUGACUGUUCACGUGGCUAACGUCGGGAACCCUGCAGUAUAACAAUUUGUUUUGUACCUCGCAACGGUACCAUUUUAUCCACCAUGCAUCCUGCCUGCUUGGUUUGCUUGACGUGGCUACAUAGUUUGCCUUGUCCGUAGUUGUAGCGUAUUUAUACCUGGUUUUUGUUUUGUUUCCGUUUCAGCCGUUUCAGAACGUUAUGUUAUGGAGUAGAACAGAUGGCCGUGUAGCUGAUGAUGCGGUCUAUACCCACCGAACAGUCGAUUAAAAAUCACUAUGAGAAACUGAGAGUGAGAAAACGUGUGUGUGUGUGUGUGUGUGUGUGUGUGUGUGUGUGUGUGUGC
Molecule: messenger RNA, 4308 nt
Organism: Ylistrum balloti
Lineage: Eukaryota; Metazoa; Mollusca; Bivalvia; Pectinida; Pectinidae
Product: multiple epidermal growth factor-like domains protein 6
Exons: 5
Coding region: 50-4006 (1318 amino acids)
Molecular function (GO): scavenger receptor activity
Source: RefSeq, a predicted model, not a curated record